GGCCAGACUGGUUUGUAAAGAGAUGGCAGCGACGAUGGUUUGUGCUUUACGAUGAUGGCGAGCUUAAUUAUUCAGUCGACGAACAUCCCGAUACGGUGCCUCAAGGUUCGGUGGACAUGUGUAAAGUAAUGGAGGUGACCGGUGCCGAGCAAGUAACCGGCCAUCCUCACUCCUUAGCCCUAACAUCGCCCGACAGAGUUACAUUCAUUAAGGCGGCGAGCCGUGAAGACGCCCGCUGGUGGGCGGAACUGCUGGCCGUAUUUCCUAGGCGGCAUAAGCGGAACGCAACCUUUCCAGGUGGUAGAGCUUCACCCAGUUUGCCACAAUUGGGACGUAGCGCUUCGCCGCAGCCGCCUAGGCCAAGGCACCUAUCCUGCACCGGGCCAAGUCCGCGCACCAACUUUCUCACCCCUCCGCUCAAGGAAGAACGAGAAUCGCCAUCCAAGGAAGAAGCCCCACGACCGACCUGGUUACCGGAACCGUCAAAUAAUUUACCCAUCGAAUCACCACCAAGAACUGAUUAUGUGGUAAGUUCCGGUUCACCACCAACAAGAGAUAAACUUCAGUGCGACGAAAAGUCUCGGGCAAGAAGGGAUUGGCGUAAUGAACGUCUUAGGGACAUCGCCACAGCUUUAACCGAUCGAUCCCCAGAGUCCAGCUUAGCUUUACCAUCUGAAGGUCUCUUACAUCUAAAAAAGGGUUGGUUGUGGUUAAAAGGAGACGACAAGGAGUGGACGAAAUUAUGGUGGAUUUUAUGCGGUCCAUCACUAAGCGGUUACCGUGACCAGGAUGAGCAGGGAACGCCCGAAGUUACAGUGGAACUGUCCACGAUAACGAGCUUUAACGAAACCACUAUCGAUACCAGAUACGGAUUUCAAAUUCAUUGGUCAGGAUCGACGUUAACUCUAAGCGCCGUAACGGCCGGAAUUCGAACCAACUGGUUGCAAGCUUUAAAAAAGGCGAUGCCGGAUACUCCAGACAGUCCUUUGACUCCUGCGACGCCACGUUCGUUGUUGCUUUCAAGCGACGAGGAGUAUCGCACAGCAUCCGAGGGAGGUAGAAGAGGAUCGGGUGAAUGGGGAGAACUGCCACCAUCUCCACCCCUAACACGUACAGCACUCAAUCGAGUGAAAGACAGGGCGAGAACCCGUCCAAGAUUACCCCGAUCGCAAUCGAGGCAAUCGACAGUCGAUAGUGUUUCGACAGACGAAUUAGACACAGCCAAAGAUACAGCCGAAAUCGAGCUACGUAACGUUUUGAAUAAACAGACUGGAGAGAUAGAUGAACUCAAACGGCAACUAUGCGAUGCCGUGGGCGAAGUGAAAAGUUUGGAAAGCGAAUUGGCUAGGUUGAAAAAGGUACAAUCAGAAUCGCUAGUCCGCAAAAAGCAGACAGAUGAAUUACUGGUCAACUUGGAACACACCGAACGCGAAUUAAACCAAAGAUUACGUGACGCAGACGAGAAGCACUUGCGGGAGCAGAGAAGUUUACAAAGGCGCCUGACGGAGGCGGAAAACCUCGCGAGAGACAACGAAGAGAAGUGUUCCAAUCUCGCGAAAGAUCUACAAGUUAAACAGUCCCUAGUGGAAACACUACAAGACGAACUGAACCGCGCAAACGAUCGAUACGCGAGAGACAACCAAGAAAACGAGCGCCUUUAUAAGAAGCUCCAAGAGCUCGAGGGUAGAAACCGUAUAAAUUCUCUUACGGAUUUAACGAACGUCGACUUAGACAAUGACUUGGAAAAUGCGACCCACAAAGAGCUGAUUGAAACGUGUUGGGAUUUGAAAAGUCGAUUCGAAAAGGCAGUAAUCGAAAUACGGUCGCUUAAGCGAGAACUCCGUGAGGCUUUCGUCAAAUGUGACGAUAUGGAGAUAGAAAACGCCAAUUUACGCAGCGGGUUAGAGAUAGCGCGUCAGGAGAACGAGUCAAAUUCCACUUUGAUGGCGUCCCGAUUGCAAGAUUUAACGAACAAAUUAUGCACGGCGGAAAAGCAGGCGCGUAGCCUCAAAUCCAAACUGCAAGAUUCCAGAGAGAAACGCAGGUCGUUGUCGCUAAAAGGACGCGAGAGUGUGUCGAUUAACAAAGAAGUUGAGGAUAAGGUUAACGAAUUAGAAGCCAAAAUCUUAGUUCUGGAGAAAUCGCGAUCUAAAAGGAAGUACAAGCAGGAGCGCAACGGCGAACGAGCCUCGCCUAUUGAUGAUCGAUCUUCUCCCGGACAACGGUCUCUACGCAGAUUACGUAGGAAGUCGUUGGAUAGCGCGACUACAUCAGAACCCAUGAAGCUUCUAAUUCGUCUAAGCUCGCUCGAAACAAAAGUUACAAGUGUAGCAAAUUCCAGCGAAUCUUUGAAUACGAUAACGCCGAGCACGUCAGAAUCUAAUAUAAAGCAGCUUGCAGAGCAGGAGGCGGAAAAGUGUAGCAGGACGAGAAAUAAUUCCAUCACGGAAAUAAGAGAGAGAAUAAGCGAGUGUAUUGUUAACAUAUCAAAAUUGAAGAAUGGUCGAAGUAAAAGGGCCGCCUCGCCCAGUGUGGAUAGGUUAUCAGUUUUGGAAAACAACCUUUACGAAAUUAACGACAUUUUGAAUUCCGACACUUACUUUAUAAGCUGUACAGAGGCAGACGUCGUCGACAAAUCCGUUAAAUCGGUGGUGAAACAACUGGAAACGAUUCUGAGGGAAAAAUUAAAUGACAUGGCGGAGAAAAAACGCAUAUUGAGGAAAAACGGCAAACUGGACAGUAAUGUUGAGCUUUGUAUCCUUGCAGAGAAGAUGGCGUUCGAAAAUAUACUGAUUAAUCGAAUACAAGAGUCCCUCGAGGCGCCGAUAUCGGGAGAGAUUGAAUGCGAUCGACUGGUAAAUAAGGAAUUAAUCGACACGUCGCAUUUAAUUUCGUCCCUGCAAGAUAAACUGCGCAACUGCGCGCAAAAACAACCGCCCGCGAGUAAGACGAGCGUAGAGUACCUGACAAAAAUAUUAGCGAAAUGUCUUAUAAGCGCGGCGCACGGUUUCAGCAAACACAGAAAGUCGAUACGCCGCUUCGUUAUUACGCCCGCGAUCGAAUCGCUCAAACGCAAGCAAGUUCAGCUGAACGCGGCCUUUUGUACGUACAAAACCACAAAGUUACCACAAUUAGCAGAGACGUUGGCCGCCGAAACUGUAAACUUGGCGUACGAUACGACGUGUCGACUGAGAAGUCUCGAUCAGACCAUCAUUAACGACGCCUGGUCGACCGCUCAAGAGACGGUUAAUGCGGAAUUAAUACAGUCGGAAAUUAAUCACAUACUCAUGCGAGCAGCUCAGGUAUACGAGGCGAACAGCAGCUCCGAUCACAAUUUCUUCUUCAGUUUUUUCGCAUCAGAACGGGCGGCAUUGGAAUUGUGGUCCAAUGCAGUGGAAGAUCACCUACACAUGGAAAUGCAAAGCAGUAUAGAGGAGCUUAGCGAAUGUUAUCAGAACAGCUUAAACAAACUUCAAAGGCAGAACUGGCGACGGCGGGUCGAGUCGGAACGCGGCGGUAGUUUCGCCAAUAACCUAUUAAACGAAUUCGCCGACAUCGUCGCGCAUAAAGCUUUAAUCGACGCUCGUAUUAGUGUGCUUAGUGGCGAAUAUAAGCAGGCCGGUACGAACAGAAGUGCGGAUGUUUCGGACGAUUUUGUUGUAGAUUUAAUCGACAAUAACAAAUUAUACGACGAAUUGGAGAAUUCCGGUUUGGUACAAAUUAACCAAAGUUUAGAUGCAGAAUUUAAGUGUUUAUUAGACAGUUAUAAGGACGAGUGCCGUGAUAUUGUAAAUCAGUUAAAUUUAAAUGAAAUAAUUCGCUCGUUACAGUGCUUAGAGGAAGAAAUAUACAAGAUACAAAGCUAUGCAAGUUUGGGUAGUUGUAGUCCGGUAACGACGCUUCAGGACAUUCACACAUGGCCAGAAGUAUGCGUUCGAUGUCAAGAAUUGCAAGAACUCUUAGUCAAGGUCCAAAUCUGUUUUAGGAAUGGAUCAAAAAUGUCCGAAAAUGAAGAAGAACGAAGACGUUUACAUUUAGGAACAGAGUAUCACAUGCAAGUCGAAAAUCUCCGUGGCGCAUAUCGUCGUAUUCUCGCUACCAGCAUAAACAAAUUGCAGCAAAGCGAUCUUGAGCAAUUGCAGAUUUUGUGCGAGAGGGUCCUCCUGGCAAUGGAGCACGGCCAUCGCCGUACUCUGCAGGAUUUGCGCGAAAAUCACUCGUCGGAAUUGCAAAUUUUGCGACAAGAAAAAGAGCAGGCGCUGGCGGAGGAAACGCAAGCCACGCUCGCCGCGCUGGACGCGAUGCGGAAGGCGCACGAGGCCGAGGUGCAACGCGAGGUGAUCAAAUUCAAACAAGAAUUUACGCGACAACAGCAAAAUGAGCUUCUCGAGUUGACAGAACGUCUUUCGGUGAAAUGCUUAGAAGCUGCUGCGUUAGAGGAGCAGUUAGGGAGCACCACUAGGCAACUAGCCCACGCACAGCAGCAUAUACUCCAGCUUGAGCGGAACCCUCAGCUCUCCGCAAUGCAGAACUGAUGGUGUAUCCGUUCACCGUUUAACUAGUCCUGGCAAA
Messenger RNA from Photinus pyralis (common eastern firefly), 4572 nucleotides. Its product is annotated as protein outspread-like. Bases 117 to 4535 code for a protein of 1472 amino acids. The record is from RefSeq and is a predicted model, not a curated record. Gene Ontology annotation, biological process: actin filament organization. The transcript is spliced from 10 exons. Gene Ontology annotation, cellular component: actin cytoskeleton. Lineage: Eukaryota; Metazoa; Arthropoda; Insecta; Coleoptera; Lampyridae. Gene Ontology annotation, molecular function: actin filament binding.